Messenger RNA from Polistes canadensis, 1355 nucleotides. RefSeq names its product probable low-specificity L-threonine aldolase 2. The coding region runs from base 102 to 1259 and encodes 385 amino acids. The record is from RefSeq and is a predicted model, not a curated record. Gene Ontology annotation, cellular component: cytosol. The transcript is spliced from 4 exons. Lineage: Eukaryota; Metazoa; Arthropoda; Insecta; Hymenoptera; Vespidae. Gene Ontology annotation, molecular function: L-allo-threonine aldolase activity. Gene Ontology annotation, biological process: glycine biosynthetic process; L-threonine catabolic process.
GCAAUAAGUAAAUGUUCUACUUCCUGUCGCUAUUUAUAGAGUUUAGUGUGUGAUACGAAAGUUGAACGAAAUAAUAACAAAAAUUUUUCUUUUACAAAUAAAUGUACAAUAUGUCAGAUAUCAAUAAAGGAUACUGGAAUUUCGACGUUUCAAAUCAUGAAAAUAAUUAUACUGUCGUUGAUUUACGAAGCGAUACGCUUACGAAACCAACUAAAGCGAUGCGACUUGCUAUGUUUAACGCCGAAGUAGGAGACGACGUUUACGAAGAAGAUCCAACAGUAAAAAGACUAGAAGAAAGAGCUGCUAUGUUGACCGGAAAGGAAGCUGCGCUUUUUGUUACUUCCGGAACAAUGGGAAAUUUGAUUGCUAUAUUAACUCAUUGCGAUGAACGUAGUAGCGAAGCUUACUGUGGCGAAGAUUCUCAUACAAUAUUACACGAGCAAGGUGGUGCUGCUCAAUUAGGAGGCAUUAGUUUAUAUCCCUUGCCAAAUAAUCCCGAUGGGAGUUUUGAUUUAUCGUUACUUCAAAAUAAACUUCGUAGAGAUAGAUUACACGAGCCUACCUCCAAAUUAGUCAUUGUAGAAAAUACAAUCAAUGGAAAAGUCGUACCUCAAGAUUGGAUUAUAGAAUUGGCUGAAUUGACCAAAUCUCACAAUCUUAAAUUACAUUUAGAUGGAGCAAGAAUAUGGAAUGCUGCAGUAGCAUCUAAUACAUCUGUCGAAGAACUCGCGUCUGUAUUCGAUUCGGUUACAUUUUGUUUAAGCAAAGGAUUGGGAGCUCCGAUCGGUUCCUUAUUAUGCGGAGAUGCAGACUUCAUUCGUAAAGCAAGAAGAAUACGAAAGGUUUUAGGUGGAGGUAUGAGGCAGGUUGGUAUUAUCGCGGCUGCUGGAUUCGUAUCUCUAGAAGAAAUCGUACCAUUGUUAAAGGAGGAUCAUAAAAAAGCAGCUCUUAUUGCACGAGCAAUCAAUGAUUUAAAUUCCAAAACGUUUAGCGUCGAUGAGAAAACGGUACAAACGAAUAUAGUAUUUGUAAAUAUACAUUCCAAAUAUAUUACUUCGGAGAAUUUUGUAGAAAGACUUGUACAAGUUCAAGAUGAUGCGGAAGAUGAUCAAAUAAUAAUCAAAUGUUUGCCUUUAACAAGUACUACCGUUAGAUUUGUCUUGUAUCACGAAAUUACUGAGACGAUGUUGGAAGCGGCCAUACGUAAAAUCAGAUAUGUUAUCAAUCGUAUGGAGGAUGCAAAUAAACCAUCGGCAUAAAUCUAUAAAAUAAAUAAUUAAAUGACGGUCUAAUAUAUAUAUAUAUAUAUAUGUAUAUAUUGUAACAUAAAAUAUAUAUAGCAAAGUUCUUGGGUU